GCCAGCGCCUGGGCGCGCGGCGCCCGGCCGCCAUGUGGCCGCCGGGCACCGCCGCCGCCGAGGGCCCCGGCGGCGGGCCCGCCAGAGGCGCGGGCUGGGCGGAGGCGCACGAGCCCUCUGCGGAGGCCGCCGCCGGGAGGCAGCCGCUGGAGGCCGCCCCGCCGAUGGACUCGCAGGUGACCCUGCCGGCGAUCGACGUCUGCUACGUAGAAGACGCUUGCCUGCCCGACGAGGUGCUGGGCGAGUACGGAUCGUCCACGCUGCCGUCGAGCGUGCCCUUCAGCAAGGUGGCAGAGAGCAUAGUGAAGAACGCGCCCGACUUCGAGUCGGUCUCCGAGAAGGCCCGGAUGUGGUGGCUUCGGACCUUCAAGUCUGAGCGCUCCAUGGCCGUGAUCGGCGACACGUACUGGUUCUGCAUAUGCUCCUACUUCAAGGCCGACAGGCACAAGGACGUGGAGCAGCGCCUGUACGCGCGGGUAUCCGAGAACUUCGUCGGCCUGUUCCGGUCGAUCAGCCACCAGCGCAAGGACUUCUUUUUCAGGGGCUACGCAGAUGCCGUUGCGCAGGCAGUGUUCUACUCGAUGUUCAUCCUCUACCCCAAGUCGCGUGCCAGCUUCAAGUCCGCUCUCCGCAGAGAGCUCGUGACCCAGAUAUCCUACUGGACGACGGGGGUGCGCCUGGAGCUCGUGGACACCUCGCACUGGAGGCUCAGCCUGGGCAGCGGCGACGUCCUGCAGCCCGCCCCCCCGCAGGCCCCCCUGCAGAAGAGCGCAGGCAGCACGGCGUCGCCCACCCGACGGAGGCCGGUGUUCGAUGCGGUCACUGGGCGCCGUUGCGGCUGGGAGCCCGAGCCGCCGCCGGGGCAGCCCCGGCCGCCGCCGUCGCCCCGGUCUCCCGAGGAGGCCCCCGGCACCGAGAGGACCCUCUCCCUGGAGCAGCACCGGCGAGCCCAGCCGUGCACGCCGCGCCACUCGCCGCUGCUCGAGCACUUCUUCCGGACGCUCGCCGAGCGCGCGCCCGACGCCGCGCGCCCGUCGAGCGCUCGCGCGAGCGCCACGGCGGAGCGCGCCAACACGGCGGACGCCAAGUGCGUGGGCGCGCGGGAGAGCGCGCGCCAGCCCCGUGGCGGGCACGACCAGCCCGCGGCGGGGGACGAGGGCGCGCCCCACGGCGCGCGGUGGGAGAAGGGCCGGCGGAGCCAGCGGGUGAGGCUGGGCAGGGGGCUGGUGGCGACGCGCCACAAGGAGGCGCCGCGGGCCGACGCCGCCGAGCCCUCCAGCCGCCUGGCGCAGCUCCACCGCCUGCAGCUGGCCGGGGGCCAGGGUGCGUGACGGCGGCCGCGGUGUUUUUCCGGGCGAGGCGUGCGCUCCUCCCCCCCUAUCGCGCCUGCAGGCCAACGUUCGGUCGGGCCUCUCCCUUCGGGGGGUCACUCUUGCCCAGGGCCACCCCUUACGUGCUGCUGACUCUCGCCCGCGUCCCCGCCGCACUCGCGGGCGCCAGGCCGCGCGAAACCGCGCAGCCACCGGCGCGCCGCAAAACGUCGCCUGCGCAUCCGAUGCGGGGUCCUGGGGCUCGCCUCGGCCUGGUUCCCUUCUGCGCCCGCGACGGCGGGCACGGCCCCGGGUCUCGAUUCGCAUGCUCGUGUGCCGGCCGACCCACGCCAGCG
This is a messenger RNA of Prorocentrum cordatum, 1666 nucleotides long. The record is from the annotation of a GenBank genome assembly. NCBI's taxonomy places the organism in Eukaryota, Dinophyceae, Prorocentrales, Prorocentraceae.